CGGAGAGGAGGCAGCCCACCGCAAUGUGGCUAAUGGCCGAUAGCCGUCCAUGGUGCUGAAAUCACGGCGAGCAAUUUAACGGCGAUGAACCAGAGGAGCGAACACGCAGACCAACAGCACCGCCAUGGACGAUGAUCUGUUCCAGUUAAGACAGCUGCCCAGUGUGGUAAAGUUUCGGCGCACUGGCGAGAGCACCCGUUCAGACGAUGAGUUCGGAACGAGGGAUCAGAUGGUGCAGGUGGAGGGAGGACACGUGGACAUGGACUCUGUGGCUCUGGCUGACGGAGCUCCUGUACCCAGAGAGUUCGCCAACCCCACCGACGAUACCUUCAUGGUGGAGGAUGCGGUGGAGGCCAUUGGCUUUGGCACAUUCCAGUGGAAGCUCUCCAUCCUUACAGGACUUUCCUGGAUGGCAGAUGCUAUGGAGAUGAUGAUCCUGAGUAUCCUGGCUCCACAGCUUCACUGUGAGUGGAGACUGCCCAGCUGGGAGGUGGCGCUGCUUACAUCGGUGGUGUUUAUUGGAAUGAUGAUCAGCUCUUCAUUAUGGGGAAACAUAUCUGAUAAAUACGGAAGAAAAACAGGACUGAAGAUGAGCGUGUUGUGGACUCUGUUUUAUGGAAUCCUCAGUUCAUUUGCUCCUAUUUAUGGCUGGAUCCUGUUUCUCCGCGCCUUGGUCGGCUUUGGAAUCGGAGGAGCUCCACAAUCAGUGACCCUGUAUGCUGAGUUUCUCCCCAUGCGAUCCAGAGCCACAUGCAUCCUGCUGAUUGAGGUGUUCUGGGCACUGGGGACGGUGUUUGAGGUGCUGCUGGCCAUCCUGGUGAUGCCGACGUUGGGCUGGCGCUGGCUGCUCGCCCUCUCCACCAUUCCUCUCUUCAUUUUUGCCAUCCUCUGCUUUUGGCUCCCUGAAAGUGCCCGGUACGAUGUUCUGUCGGGGAACCAGGAGAAGGCGCUCAACACCCUCAAACGCAUUGCCACAGAGAACAAGGUUCCCAUGCCCCUGGGAAAACUCAUAGUGGCCAGACAGGAGGAGAGAGGGAAGAUUAAGGAUCUGUUCCUGCCACACUUCCGCUGGACCACUGUUCUGCUGUGGUUCAUAUGGUUCUCUAAUGCAUUCUCUUACUACGGCCUUGUACUGCUGACCACAGAGCUUUUCCAAGAGGGCGGGGCCUGUGGAGAUACCAAGGGCAGUAAAGCAGAGCCGAGAUGUAAUCUGGAGUGCAAGUACCUGAAUUCAGAUGAUUAUAAAGACCUGCUGUGGACGACGCUCUCAGAAUUUCCAGGUCUGCUGGUGACUCUGUGGGCGAUCGACAGGCUGGGCAGGAGGAAGACGAUGGCGCUUUGUUUCCUCGUCUUCUCGCUGUGCAUCGUGCCACUCUACGCCUGUGUGGGCAGGACUUCAUUAACGGUUCUGAUCUUCAUCGCGAGGGCGUUUAUUGCUGGAGGCUUCCAGGCAGCUUACGUUUAUACACCCGAGGUGUAUCCUACAGCGACACGAGCACUUGGUCUGGGGACCAGCAGUGGCAUGGCCCGGGUUGGAGCUCUGAUCACACCCUUUGUGGCCCAGGUCAUGCUGGAGUCGUCUGUGUAUCUGACACUGUCUGUGUACUGCUGCUGCUGCCUGCUGGCCGCCGUGGCCUCCUGCGCUCUCCCCAUCGAGACCACGGGCCGAGGGCUGCAGGAGUCCAGCCACAGGGAAUGGGGGCAGGAGAUGAAGGGCCGAGCGUCCAGCCACAGCCCCGACGGCAUCCCCCGCUCCAGCUCCGGAUCACAGAACUGAGAGAGGAAGAACUGGAGGGGGUUCAGGAGAGCAGGGGAAACACAGAGGAAAUGUGGAGAAAAACACAGUCAUCUAACAAAAGCUGAAAUAUGUUGUGUGAUCCAGACGUGACUGACUGACAGAACGGACAGAAUGUACAGCGAUGGGGUUCUGAGAAGCUGUUUGUUUUUGGCUGGGCCAGUGUGUAUCCAAAUCCACCCUGUAAACCUGGUCUAACUGUGUUAGCUGUUAGUUCAAACAAAUGCUCAUAUUCACAGCAGCCCACUGUUUAAAAUGCUCUCCAUUAAAUACAUCACUUAUAAUCAAUUUAACAAACAAAAAAGGAUUCUCAAACAUGAUAAAACAUUGAUAAUACCCAACAUUGUUUGAUUCGUUGUUAAGUAUAUGCAGGUUAGCAUUCAUACAACAAGCUAAUUGUUAGCAUUAUCCAAAAAAAAUAAGGUUACUCUAAUUGUUACCAACAAACUUGGAUUCAUUGGUGACCACUUUUAAAUGUUUGGGUGAAGAACUGAUGUCUUACCAGAUCUAGAAAGAGGGUGAGGAUUAACAGAAUGAGUUACAUGUCUAAAACUACUCUAAAACAUUUAGCAGGCUAGGCUAAAUGAAAAAAUCAUGUUCUAACCCUUCUUCUCCCCGUGAAGAGAGGGGACUGGAGAUUAAGUGUGUCUGUGAAUGAUGUAAGUGCGGCUGAAGGUAGUGUCUGAUGAAUAAAUGACCGUAAUUGUACAUACGUGUGUAAAAUAUGGACCUGUUUGAGGGUUUUAGUUCAGCUAGCAUUUUGCUAAGUGUGUUUUGAUGUGAGAUAAUUAAGCCAGCUGUAGAGAGCAAGAGAUUUUCACCCCAUAAACGAUCAGUCAGUAAGUUUAGGGGGCAGCACAAAGUGUGUAUGAGAAAAUGAAUGUAUGAAGGUGCAAGAAGCGUGACUGUAAAGGUGGAAAAUUGUGAUUUUUGCCUAAUUUAUUUUCUUAAAGGAGAAGUCUGGUGUGAAAUGGUCUUGGGUUUAGUGAAACAUGAUAAUAAGUAUGAUUUAAUUUAACUUAUCUGUGCACUUUCAAAGUUCUCAGUGCCUCGUUUUAAAUGUCAGAUUCCUCAGAAGUCUAACAAUAAAGUGUGAAGCUACUUUAAGUUUAUUAAUGGUGUAAAAGUAGUGAUUUCUUUGCAUAAGCAGCGCUAUGCCCCUAUCACUAGCAUUGUAAGACUGUUGAGAGCAUUGGCUAAAAGCGCUGAAUGAAGGUGGGCUAUUCUACAAAGAUUUGUACACGUUAUCAUGUUUCACGACACCAGAGUUCUCCUUUAAUAGAGCUUUACAUCAUGUCUCAAAUAAAAGAGGAAAGCCCACAAUGCACUAUCUAUAAUGCACUCACUGAAUCAUUAGUGUAAGCGGCUGUGAACCUUUGCUAUAGGCCCACAUUUCAUUUGCAGCCAUUGAAGCUGUAAAGUAGCGUGAACCGUGUCGUGAGCACUAAAGCUGUUGUUAUUUUUGACCACUGCUUCGCAUCCGAGAGCAUGUCUUACUGACAUUAGCUGCCAUUUAGUGAUUUCUGCUGCCUGGAGGGGGUCCAAGCACAUGUUUAGUGAAAUGCCAAUCACAGUCACUUGAAUAAUAUGUUCUUCACAUUACUUUACGCAUAUCAACAGACUGUGGAUCCCAAAGAGGCCUAGCCUGCUGAUUUUACAAUAAACUUAUGACUUCCAGCCAGUAAGUCUAGGCGGGGAACAACA
This is a messenger RNA of Astyanax mexicanus (Mexican tetra), 3499 nucleotides long. RefSeq names its product SV2 related protein a (gene svopa). The coding region runs from base 125 to 1777 and encodes 550 amino acids. Gene Ontology annotation, cellular component: membrane. Lineage: Eukaryota; Metazoa; Chordata; Actinopteri; Characiformes; Acestrorhamphidae. Gene Ontology annotation, biological process: transmembrane transport. The transcript has 16 exons. The record is from RefSeq and is a predicted model, not a curated record. Gene Ontology annotation, molecular function: transmembrane transporter activity.